UCACAUGUGGUCGGUAAGUACGGCAGUGGCAGUCAAGUGCCAAGUGCCAACCACCAGGUCCACCACCGUCCAGACUUCCAGUCAUCUACAAUAACAGCAGAGAAAACUGCUCAUCAGAAUCUCCAAGAAUCUCCGAUAUCAGCUCGACUUUGUAAAACCCACAACCACUUACAUACUAGGCUUUGUCUGAAUAAUAUUCAUAGCAUUUCAAGAGCAAAAAGAAUGGAAAGGUUCAAAGCCUUGAAUCGUCUCUCUCAUUACAGAAGAACCCUUUUUCCUCACAGCAGUGAUUCUAAUUCCAAUAGCCUUUGCGAUGACACAGUAUUGGUUGAAGGAAAAGCAAGUUCCAGAAUUGUGACUCUCAAUAGACCCCAUGUUCUAAAUGCUGUGGUGACUCCCAUGGGGGUUAGGCUUAUCGAACUGUAUGAGUCCUGGGAAAAAGAUCCCCAUUUUGGUUUCGUAGUAAUAAAAGGCAGUGGCAAGGCAUUUUCUGCCGGUGGAGAUGUUGUCUGUCUUUACCAAUUUAUGGAUGAAGGGAGGUUGGAAGAUUGUAAAGAUUGUUUCAGGACAUUUUAUGGUUUGAUGUACCUCAUACAAACAUAUAUGAAGCCACAUGUGGCUUUAAUAGAUGGCGUAACAAUGGGAGCUGGUGCAGGGAUAUCAGUCCUCGGGACAUUUUGCGUUGCAACUGAUAGAACUGUUUUUGGGACUCCUGAAGCUCUAAUUGGUUUCCAUCCUGAUGGCGGGGCUUCAUAUUUCCUUUCACAUUUACCUGGUUACUUAGGGGAGUAUAUGGGUCUAACUGGAGCCACACUUAGUGGAGCAGAAAUGGUUGCUUGUGGGCUUGCUACUCACUAUUCACUGAGUGCAAAGAUUCCUCUGAUCGAAGAGCAACUUAAGACAUUGCUUUCAGAUGAUCCUUCUGUCAUAGAAGCUGUUCUAGCAAAAUUUAGUGAUGUUGCAUAUCCAGAUGAGAGAAGUGUUCUUUGUAGGAUUGAGAUGCUAGAUAAAUGUUUUGGCCAUGACACAGUUGAGGAAAUUGUCAAUGCUUUGGAAAGUGAAGCAACUGGAUCAAAUGAUCCAUGGUGUAUUUCAACACUAAAGAAACUAAGACAAGCUUCACCUUUGAGCUUGAAGAUUGCCUUAAGAUCGAUAAGAGAAAGUAGAUCCCAGACUCUUGAAGAAUGCUUGAUCCGUGAGUACCGGAUCUCAGUUCAUGCAAUUUCUCGUCAGAUCUCAAGUGAUUUCUAUGAGGGUGUUCGGGCACGAUUAGUGGACAGAAACUUUGCACCAAAGUGGAACCCACCAAGGUUGGAAGACGUGUCCGAAGACAUGGUUGAUCGCUACUUUUUGCCACUUGGCGAAUAUGAGCCUGAACUAGAGCUACCCAAAAAACUACAGGAGGCCUUUGACUAGGUCAACAUGCAAGUGCCAUAUUACAGUAGAAUGUAUUUGUGAAAGAAACCUGAGAAACGAACCACCUGCCAAAGAAAGUCCUUUGAUGGGUGUCCUAUGCAUUCACUGAUUUUCAGUGUAUCAAUUGCUGGUCUUGGUGUUGAUGUCUCCACUGGAUACUAAAUAAUGAUGGCUGUAUUCAAUAUCUUAUGAUUCUAUCGACUUAAUCUUUUGCUCGG
Molecule: messenger RNA, 1634 nt
Organism: Vitis riparia (riverbank grape)
Lineage: Eukaryota; Viridiplantae; Streptophyta; Magnoliopsida; Vitales; Vitaceae
Product: 3-hydroxyisobutyryl-CoA hydrolase-like protein 1, mitochondrial
Exons: 14
Coding region: 223-1416 (397 amino acids)
Biological process (GO): L-valine catabolic process
Molecular function (GO): 3-hydroxyisobutyryl-CoA hydrolase activity
Source: RefSeq, a predicted model, not a curated record